GUGUGUGUGAGUGUGUGUGUGAGUGUGUGUGUGAGUGUGAGUGAGUGUGAGUGUGUGCGCGCGCGCGCUGGCGUGGGGAGGGGAGGAGCUGUGCCCCCGUCCUGGGCCCCGAGCCUGGCACGGCGCCCUCCAUUCUCCUGGGGCCCCGCCCGGAACCCGCCCGGAACGCGCCCCGGUCGCCGGGCGCCGGGUUCCGCGGGCACUGCUGUGGCCAUGCCGUCCCUCCUGCUGUGGCUCCUCGCCCUGGCCGCGCCCGCGCCCGCCCUGGCCUGGUCCCGGCCGCUGUGGUACCAGGUGGGGCUGGACCUGCAGCCCUGGGGGUGCCAGCCGAGCAGCCUGGACGGCUGCGGGGUCGGCCUGGGCUGCCCCGGCCACUGGCUGGGCCUGAGCUCGAACCCCGUCUACUCGGUGGCGGGCGUCACGCUCACCAGCGCUGUGGUGCUCGUGGUGGGCCGCAAGGUGCUGCGCCGGCGGGGCGCGCCCGGCACCCAGAGCGAGCUCCUGCAGGUGAUGGCUCAGCCCCCUGGACCCUCCAAGCGGCGGCCCCCGGCCUCCGACCACGCCCUGCUGCUCACCGUCCUGCACAUGCUGGACGCCCUCCUGGCCCAGAUCCAGGGCCACCUGCAGCGCCUCGCCGCCCAGCAGCCCCGGGCAAUAAAGGGCACUGCCACCCCGAGCGGGUGACCCGAGCACGCCUCCGCUGGCUGCAGGGGGGGGGCGGGCGCUGGGCAGGCCGGCACUGCCACCCCGAGCGGGUGACCCGAGCACGCCUCCGCUGGCUGCAGGGGGCGGGGGGGCCGGGCGCUGGGCAGGCCGGCACUGCCACCCGUGUGGGUGACCCGAGCACGCCUCCGCUGGCUGCAGGGGGGGGGCCGGGCGCUGGGCAGGCCGGCACUGCCACCCCGAGCGGGUGACCCGA
This is a messenger RNA of Pipistrellus kuhlii (Kuhl's pipistrelle), 919 nucleotides long. RefSeq names its product transmembrane protein 89 (gene TMEM89). NCBI's taxonomy places the organism in Eukaryota, Metazoa, Chordata, Mammalia, Chiroptera, Vespertilionidae. The transcript is spliced from 2 exons. The record is from RefSeq and is a predicted model, not a curated record. Bases 214 to 684 code for a protein of 156 amino acids.